Messenger RNA from Cryptosporidium muris RN66, 822 nucleotides. RefSeq lists its product as uncharacterized. The record is from RefSeq and is a predicted model, not a curated record. The transcript has a single exon. The coding region runs from base 1 to 822 and encodes 273 amino acids. NCBI's taxonomy places the organism in Eukaryota, Apicomplexa, Conoidasida, Eucoccidiorida, Cryptosporidiidae.
AUGGAAAAACCUUUAUACAAAAACACUUAUAAAAAGGUAACUAGUCUAAAAUAUAACCGGAGGAUUUAUUAUGAUAUCAUUUCUGCCCUUUACUUUGCAACUUUAUGGUUGUGGAUGUUUUUUGAUUGUGGACCAAAUUAUAUUAGUUUCUUCUACUACCUUACAAAUUGGGGAUGGACUUUAGUACUAAUAUUUUUUAUCAGUGCAACUGCAAUUGACCUCUUAAGAUUUAAAGAACAGCAUGUGCCUCUUCUGUUGAUAAAUGUAUGUUUACUUGUACGUGAAUUAGGGAUUUCACUAGAAAGCGUAAUAGUUCCAUUCUUCUGGAUAAUUGUUUAUCCAAAAGAACCAUGGAGAUCUAUAUUAUGGGAGAUUCAGAUGCAUGGUGUAGGUCUAGUGUAUCUAUGUUUUGACUAUACAAUAAGAAUAUCAAUAUUUUCCUCAUUAUCAAAAAAAAAUCUCUUCAUUGUAUCAAUUCUGUAUAUUCUGAUGAAUUGUUAUGUUGUCGUUAAAUUAGGAGUAACAAUAUACCCCGGAAUUACAUAUAAUACUUGGGGAUCGUGGAUUGUCGUGAGUAUAGCUACAAUUCUCGUUUUAGUAGCUCAUCAAGUAGCUUCACUAGUUACUAUAUGUGUGCUCAUCAAGAAUAGUAUUUUCAAGUCACACGAAGAAGCUCCCUUAGUAAUGAAAUGUACUCGAUUGUUUCAGAAAGCAAAUGAACUUCGCAAGAAAGAAGUCUUGAGGCGAAGAUUUGGUUCAAUUCUUAUAUAUAGUGAAGAUAACCUAAAUAAGGGAGAUUCUAGAGAAGACUACUGCAAAUAG